This is a messenger RNA of Peronospora matthiolae, 285 nucleotides long. The record is from the annotation of a GenBank genome assembly. NCBI's taxonomy places the organism in Eukaryota, Oomycota, Peronosporomycetes, Peronosporales, Peronosporaceae.
AUGAGUGUAGUGUCCCGAGCACUGCGACACGUCCGAAAACAGGACGUGAUGACCGCCGUUGGCCAAGGAAGGGUCCGAGGCGUGGGUCCGACCAUGUCGCCAAGCCGCGACAGCAAGUCGGACCGUCAAAAAAAACGGUCAGGGUCAGUAGGAGCGGAGCACCCUGCUGAUCCAGCAACGUCAAGAGAAUUUGCAGGACUCUUGACGAAGAUUGCUCCCAACACGCAGUCUCUGUGUGUUACUGCCCUUAGUGAUGAGGAGUCCCUUAUCACUUUGGAGAUAUGA